AUGGGCCCCCGCCCCCAUAGGCCACCACCAGCACUAGGGGACCUGAGGGCCCCACACUUCAUACUGCACACAAGUCCGACCGGGCUUCCUCCCCACAGCACGCCCACCAUAUCGCAGUGCACAAGCAGUCACAAGCCACGGUACUACGGGGGCCGUGCUACCAGGGCCCCGUACUACCAGGGCCCUGUACUACCAGGGCCCCGUACUACCAGGACCCUGUACUACCAGAGCCCUGUACUACCAGGGCCCCGCACUACCAGGGCCCCGCACUACCAGGGCCCCGUACUACCAGGGCCCCGUACUACCAGGGCCCCGUACUACCAGGGCCCCGUGCUACCAGGACCCUGUACUACCAGAGCCCCGUACUACCAGGGCCCCUUACUACCAGGGCCCUGUACUACCAGGACCCUGUACUACCAGAGCCCUGUAUUACCAGGGCCCCGCACUACCAGGACCCUGUACUACCAGAGCCCUGUACUACCAGAGCACUGUACUACCAGGGCCCCGCACUACCAGGACCCUGUACUACCAGAGCCCUGUGCUACCAGGGCCCCGUACUACCAGGGGCCCACACUACCAGGGGCCCACACUACCAGGGGCCCACACUACCAGGGGCCCACACUAUCAGGGCCCCGUACUACCAGAGCCCCAACACUACCAGGGCCCCGUACUACCAGGACCCCGUACUACCAGGGCCCCAACACUACCAGGACCCCGUACUACCAGGGCCCCAACACUACCAGGGCCCCACACUACCUCCGCCUCCGCAGAGGUUGUGUAUAA
This is a messenger RNA of Gadus macrocephalus (Pacific cod), 783 nucleotides long. RefSeq names its product basic proline-rich protein-like. The coding region runs from base 1 to 783 and encodes 260 amino acids. The transcript has a single exon. The record is from RefSeq and is a predicted model, not a curated record. NCBI's taxonomy places the organism in Eukaryota, Metazoa, Chordata, Actinopteri, Gadiformes, Gadidae.